Molecule: messenger RNA, 4727 nt
Organism: Pocillopora meandrina
Lineage: Eukaryota; Metazoa; Cnidaria; Anthozoa; Scleractinia; Pocilloporidae
Source: the annotation of a GenBank genome assembly
AUGGUUGUCUAUUUAGGGGGUGUAGAUGUGCGUUUCACCCAGGAACCUUCUAACCCAAGCUAUUUUAAGAAUGGUAGUGAUGCCAACCUGGUGUGGGACUACACUGAUCCACAUAACGAAAUUCAGUACAUUACCUAUAGUGUUCUGGUAGAUGGCACAUUUGUCAGAAUGAUUUUUAAUGACAGUGGUGGUGUUCAAGAACAUCCUAAAAUUCCUCCAUCUUACAAAGGAAGAGUUAAAAUUGAAGGAAGAGCUACCCUGGUUAUCAAGAACAUUAACCCUGGAGACAAUACCGAAUUUGAAUGUGAAUUGAUUGGAGACUUUUUGUAUGUGGUACAAAGCACAGUGCAACUUAUUGUGGCAGGUAUGUAUGACAAAAGAAAGUCAUCAAUAGUCAAACAUAAAUGAAAUGCAUUCAACUCAUGUCUGUCAUAUUUCUGAGGUCUGGAGAAAGUAAUCAAUAGCAUAAAUAUGCACAAACCUUUAUAUGCUGGGCUGAAAGUAGCUAGCUAACCCAACUUUUAGGAAAAAUAGUGCUACUUUUACUUGGCAAAAACUGCAAAACUGGCAGCACUCCUAAAAGGAGAAACAAAAUUCUACCAUUUACUUUGCUGUCUCUCAAGAGUUAGAAAUCAAAGUGUUAUCAGAGAGUUAUUUCUUUAUUCUUCUGGCACCUACUACUGGGUUACUCUGUUAUGCAUAGAUAACUAUAAUAUUAGUAUGAGUACUAAGAUUUUCUUCAAGUAAAGCUGUCGAUGGUCAGUCAAAACUAGAAACAAUCUGACUGGUUGCAUGAUAAAUCAAUGAAGGAAAAUAUUGCAUGACCAAUCACAGGCAGCAUGUGAAAUUAAUUUGGUGUAAAAAUCAUAUCGCUUUUCAAGCCUUUUAAAGAGACUCGCCAGAGGGAAUGAAAGUCAGCAUUGCAUCAUUUGCAGCUUUCUGAGGAUUAAUAUGAUGAUCUUCAAGGUUUGCAGAUGUAAAUUUCAUUAACAGAUUGGUGACUUCCUUAAGUAAUUUCUGACAUUAAGGAGCAAGUCAAAACAAAAUUUUUUAAAGUUAUGAAAACAAUUAACCAAUGAAGUCUGCAAUCCAAGCUCUUUAUCCUCUGUGAAAGACACUGAGCAUGGAAACAGAAAAUAAUUCGAUGAUGAUCAAUGUGGUCUGGCAGGAAUGUUGUUUUUAGGAGAUGUUGUUUUCAUGGAGGUCAGUUCAACACCUUUGUUUUUGUUGCUGACUUUAGUUUCCCCACUGAGAAACUGGCUGAAUUCCACAAAAGCAACAAGAGACCAAAAAAGUAUUCCAUUUCAAUUUACGGUAUGAAACGUUUUAGGGAGCUUACGUGUAUGUGACCAUCCUGGCUCAUGAAUGAAAAUUGUUUGCACUUACCAGCCAUUACAUAAUCUUCUUUCUUUCAUUUAUUUUAUUUAUGCAGUUGCUAUGUUGUGUUGGCUUAUUUUAAUUGUAAUGUGAUACCUGUCACAUUACUUCUCUUUCCAAAUUGUAUUAUGAUAGAAAGAUACCAGGUUAUUAUGGCUCAAAAGGGGGCAGAACGAAUCAUCAUUUGCAUUUGGUGUGUGUAGCCCAAAGCCAAUCCAUGUCUCAUAUUUCACUUGUAGAAAAAAAAAUCAAGUGCCAGACAACCUUUGGUUUUUUUGUUUUGUUUUGUUUUGCUUUACCAUAAGAAGGCAAUUCUUAUUCAUGUAUCACUGCCAUCUUUGGAACAGAUUUGCCAAAGUUUUUUAACAUGGUUCUUGUGUACCCUCUCGAUCAAGACAGACCUAAUUCAACCCUAAAAUGAAAAGGUACUGUAAAUAUGCCAAAGAAUACUUGAAUCUCAAUAAAUUGGUUAUUUAAGUCUUAAAGGCUACUUCUUGAUCCUUAAUAGCAAUGGGAAUUAAGCUGUAAAUUGGAAACCAAAGGUUCUGAAUGAAGUGAAGCUUUGUGACAUCUGGUCAAAUCCACCCCUGGCAUAUAUCAUUUGCAAGUAUUAUAUAUCUACAAAGUACUGUUUAGCGUUUUAUUUAAAAAAAUUAAAAUUACUUUUCCUGGUAAAAAGAGGCAUAAUCAAGGAAACUUCACCUCCCACUUUGGCUCAUGCCUUCUCUUUUAGUGACUGGUGGGAUACUCGGCUGGAGCUGGGGGUGGGGGCGGGGAAUUUGUUUUGUUGUUUCUUGUUUCUUCGGUAGUUUUCGUUAUUUUCUCGUCCUUUAGUCCUUUCCUGUUUAAGGUUCUGAGGUCAAGCGACUCUAAAUAAAGAGGAAAAUGUGUAUUUGUGAAAAACUUUAAUUUAAAUUAUUUUUGGGACAUGAUGCAUUCUCGAAGCUUUACGGAGGUCUGUAGAGGUGACCCCAAUUUCCUGAUGUCACUGUGAACUCUGAAAGAUUCUAGUCAAAUAUUAUGUCUAUUAUGGACUCAGGAAAAACCAAUAGCUCCAUUCAAUUUUCAAAAUCUUAAAGGGAGGCAGCUGUUUGCACACACUUAUAAGGCAAAACGCAUGAUAAUGGUCUUCCAACUAAAUGUAGCUUGUGAUAUCUCGCACUGAGAGCCCUUAGCUAUCAUUACAUUUGAUUGAAAGGCUGGUGUAUCCAUUAAUGAUAAUUUCAUGUAGCAUCAGCUUUAUUUGCAUGAAAGCUGUUUUGGAUUGUGGUAUAGAUCUAUUGUACACUUCCACAUGAUGAAACCAGUUGUGCUAUGUAACUCUCUUAAGGCUCUUGUACCUGACAGAUUUUUGGGCAGAGCUAGAACCUUUAAGUCUCGAGUAUAGGUCAUUAUAAAUCUAAACAAAAUUACUUAGAAUUCUAUAAUGAUUGCUGGUUUAUUCAAUAACUCCUUCCAAGAUUUUGUAGUAUUAUCAACUGGAUGACAAGCUACAUCAGGACCCCAAUUCUUGUAUUGUUUAGUAACUGUGGAUCAAGUUGGCGUAUACUUACACUAACGAUAUCUUUGUUACAACUUCAGUUGGAAGCUCUCCAAAUUGUUGCCUCUUAAAUUCUAAACAAAGUUUAAUAGGGCCUAAUACAGUUGAGUGGGAGAUGGAGAUAUUUGAAGAUGCACAACUAGUAUUAUUCAUCUUUAGAUAGGACUUUUCGAACAAGCCGCUCCAUUCUCAAGGAAUCUAUAUACAGUUUCCUCAACCUUUAACAUUUGCACAAAGCAUAGUGCUACUCACUAUUAAAAAUCAAGUUUUUUAGUCUGUCGUUAAAUUAGAUUUCCUCCUUUCACCAAUACUCUCUCAGCUACUCUGGCUGGCAAGGAAUGUUCUGCAUUUCUUACUCAAACCUUUUUUUGCAACAAGAAUAUUACUUCCAGCACAAAGAUGAAUCAAGUAGUGUUUUUGAUGUCGCCUUUCCACUUUCUGCUUCAACAGCUCCUUUCCCACCUUCUCUUGUAGUUUCUUGAUGAACACCAGCAUCUCUUGAUGGUCUGGAAGACAGUUUCUUUGCUAAUGUCAAACGAGCUCAAAUCUUGUGUCGAUUAAUACUUAGAACUGCUUUGCGUAGAUUUAAGCCGCCUUUUCCCUCUCCAGUUUUUCUCACCCAAUAUUCUGGGUACUGUCUGUUUUCUGCAUUUCACCAAAACUAAGACUGGACCAUAUGGUUUAAACAUUUGAUUGUUUGCUUGCCUAUUCAUUUGCUUGCAAGUGCCUCUGUUUGCCUCACAUCACUUAAGUUUUAAGGACCAACUCAAAUUAUCUCGAUCAAUAAAACAAGUUUUAGCUCAAAUUGUUUACAUUGGUCUCCAUUCAGUCCAUUCUUAAUGCAGGAAAGUAAAUUCGUUUUCUUUGCAUUUGAAAUGGGCUCAAGAAAGUUUUAUUUGCGGGUUUAAUUUCUUCGAACUGCGGAGGAAAAGUCCAAAACUCUCCCUUCUGUAACUCCCUUUGCAGAACAAUCAUGACGAAAAAUCAAUUGAUUUAAUGUUUGACAAAGGAAUGAUCAGUAAAAGGAGAUGAGUAAGGUCUUUUAACUUUAAGUAAUGGGCAAGCCGCAUUCAGCAUGCCACUGGUAUAUUCUUUUUAUUGCGAAGAAGCCAUAGUUUCUCUUUCAUUAAAAUUUCAGUUUUCUGGUUUGAGGAUGUCUUCUGUAGAUUCUUUGUCAGACCAAGUUCCAAGUGGGGUGUGGCUUGAUUGGCUCUGUUCCUAUUUGUUUGAGCAGGGGCAAAAAUUUUAUCCACUAAAAUGGAAGUAGCUUAGAAACCAGGGUCCUUAGCCUAAAGAGUGACUUCCUGAAUCAGCCCAUAAUUCCCUAGACUGGGGCUUUGCUUUAUAAUUUUUCUUGUGAGCAAGUUCUUCAGUAGCUAAUGCCAACAGGUUAACUUGUGUUGAAUGAAGUUUGAGCUCCCUUAUUCUAGGUGGUUGUUGGGGACCAACUGCUGGCUGCUUUUGUCUGUUUUAUUGAAAUUGGGUAAAUAUUAAUUUUAAGUAAGAUUUGCUACGCUAUACGAGGAAUGAUAUAAUCUCUUUUUACCUUUCAGAGGCACUACUUAUAAACAUCUCUUUAAGAGGAAAAUAUCACAUUGAGGGAUCCCCUGUCACCAUGGCCUGUGAAGCUUCUGGGAAACCACCGCCGGAUGUGGCAUGGAUUAAAAAUGGAGUACUGGAAAGUUCAGGGAAGAAAGCUACGUUUUUAAAGUUCGAUAACAUAAACAGAAGAGAUGCAGGACAAUAUACAUGUCGAGCCAAUAACUCAGUGGAAUUCACUUCUAUUGAUACAUCAAUUGUAGUUCAGUGU